Molecule: messenger RNA, 708 nt
Organism: Schizophyllum commune H4-8
Lineage: Eukaryota; Fungi; Basidiomycota; Agaricomycetes; Agaricales; Schizophyllaceae
Exons: 1
Coding region: 1-708 (235 amino acids)
Source: RefSeq, a predicted model, not a curated record
AUGUCCAUCAGCGAAUACCCCGCUAACGCCCCCCACUUCCGCCGCAUCCUUGAGCACCCCGCCAUGCCUCGCAUCUCCGGCUACCAGAACGGAGUCGCCCAGGGAUGGGCCCCCAAGCUCCACACCUAUCUCCGCCACAACCGGCGCGUCCUGCGCACCCAGAAGCCGUCACUGCGCCACAACUAUCGCGCAAGUGUUUGGGCCGCGACUACCGUCAACUACGGUCCCCAGACCGUUUGCCUCCCGCACAAGGACUUCGCGAAUCUCCCGUGGGGUUGGUGCCCGAUCACAGCGCUGGGCAACUACGACUACAAGCGCGGGGGGCACCUAGUGUUGUGGGAACUGCGCUUGGUGAUUGAGUUCCCGCCGGGUUCGACGAUCGUGAUACCGUCGGGCAUACUCACACACUCCAAUGUCCCUGUAGGCCCGAACGAGACGCGUUACUCAAUAACGCAGUAUACUGCAGGUGCGCUCAUUCGGUGGAUUGACCAGGGCUUUCAGACAAAGGAGGCGUUCCUCGCCAGCCUGAGCCCGGAGGAGCGAGCAGAGGAGGUGGCGAAGGCCAGUAUGCGCUAUCGCAAGGGCCUUGCCAUGUACUCCACCCUCACGGAGCUCCGCUCGCACAGCGACGGUACGGAUAGCGACUCUGAUCUCACCGAACUCGAGGAUAGUGACUCGGACCUGACCGACUUGGAGGACAGCGAUUGA